UUUAUNUGACUUCACAGACACCCGGCCCCUUGGCUAUGACGAAACUGCAAGAAAAUCGAUGACGGGAAUAUGGAUGUUGUCUUGAGUGAAGAAACGCUUAAACAGAAACUGGAGAAAUUUCCAUCAACCUUUGAUUUUGAUUUGACGAAUCUGACCAAGGACCGAGGGAAAAGCAUCAUAAAAAAAUUAGAAGAAGACCGGGAAAACACAAGAAAGCUUGCAACAGAAGAUAUACAGAUAAGUAACUUUCUGUCGUAUCUGUGUUUCUUGUUGGGAGAAUUUCAACAUGCGCAUGAAUAUAUUCAGGAAUCUCUCCAAAAAGAUCCUGAUAAUAUUAUAGCUAACACAAAUAAAGCCAGAAUUCUUUUAGAAGAAGGGGAAAUCUCUGAUGUAGAUGAUAUAAUAGCAAAACUUCAGAAAUUGAAAGGAAGAGACGAUUUCGACAGGAGGAAAUACUAUGCGGAAGCGGAUCUUGCGUACGCGUAUUCGCGGUCGGGUCCUUGGUAUCUCCAAAAGGCGGUAGAUCUGUUCACCCCAGUUGUGGCGGCGUAUCCUACAGAGUAUGCAUGGCAAUAUGGACUCGGUCUGACUUUACUCUGACAGACUCACUUUUUUAAUUCACAGGCAGAGGGCAGAUUUAAUACGGAACAAAACGAGAAGACAACAAUACAUGCUGCUGAGCUGUUACUAACUGUUGCUACGGAAUCAGAUGAUCCCGUUUUACGUGCGAAUGCAUUUGCCAGAUUAGGAAAAGCUAGCUUCCAAAUUUGGAAAAACAACCAUACAAACGUGCCUGAUAAAAUUAAGCGUUUAAAGUCUAAAGAAUGUUUUGAAAAAGCAAUUGAAUUAUGUCCAGAAGAACCAUCGGUGUUAGAAACGUGUGGCCGAUUCGCACGCUACAGAGGGGAACUAGAUACAUCGGAAAAACUCCUACGGAAAUCUAUUCAAAUCAAGCCAACGUGUCAAGCGUAUCACCAUCUUGCUCUGACAUUAAAGAGGCGAGUAGAAAAUAUGCCAUAUGGAGGAAAGUCUGUAAACAGAACUGAAAAGGGCCGUUUAGAAAAGGAGUCUGGGAAUCGUUCACGAGGGAGUUAUCAGGGAGGUCAGGUAAGAAGUCAACAGGGUGUCCGUUCCUACAGUCGUGGAGGGAUAUACAACCAGUCAGAAGAGAUAAAACUUCGUCAAAAGAUAAAUUCACCGUUACACGUUCCUGUUUGCCAUGGAAACGAACUACUUGUUGAAGCAGUAAAGUUACUAGAGAAAACAGAAGAACUGACUGAAUAUGGUCUUGGAAUACAGUACGACAAGGGAAUCAUAUAUAGAAUGCUAGGCCAGAUAGAAAAAGCUGUGGAAGUUUUCAAACAAAUAGUCUCAAAACGGAAAUAUCUUCCUACCAAAUCACUGAUGACAAAUGUGUAUGAACAGCUUGGACUUUGUCUCAUUGAGUUGAGUAAAAGCAAUGAAAUCUCCCCAGACAUUCAGCAAAAAUACAAGAAAGAUGGUAAAGUCCAUCUCUUACAUGCUGUCCAACUCCAGUCGGAAAUAGUAGCAAACGAUCUGCAGUUCAAAGCGGCGUGGAACUCCUAUCCAACACUCAAAGAACUCUUCAGCGAUGCAAGAGACAAGAAGCCAAAACAAUUGGCAGUUCUGCACAUGCGCAUGGAAGAUCAUAAAGAUUCAAUCACAAUAUACGAGGAAUUACUUUUGAAGGAGAAAGGACAAAUGAACCAAGAGGAUUUUAUUAACUUGCUUGAAUGCUAUAAGAGAGAUGGACAGUUUGAAAAAUGUGUUGUUGUUUUAAAAUCUUUGGAGUGUACAACUAUAUUUUUGGGUCUUCCUCCGUCUCUGAUCUUUGAUGUGUAUAUAGAUUGCGCGUUUCACGCUUACACAACGGAUACCGCACAACUUGCGUACCAACACUUUAGACGCGCCUUCAAAGUGUACAGUAUGUUUGACAAGAUCAAUGAAGACGCGAUCAACGUUGACGAAGAUGACGACACAAAAGACACACUGAUAUUACACUCUUGUUCCCAUGACGAGGAAUGCAAACUUCCCAGAAAUCUCGGAACCAUUCUAGAAGAUGUUACAGGAUUACGAUACACAAUGAACUCAGACGACGUGCUGCCAAAUGAAUUACUAUUGACAUCAACGGCUUCUAUAAUACAGAAAAUUCCAUGUAUCAUAAUCAUGACCCACGAGUGUGCGGACUCCACGAGUGUGGAUCAAUUAUAUGUCGAGCAAGCUAUCAAGAGGAGUUCCGAACAAAGUGGCCCCCAAGUGUUGGUCGUGACGGACGACGAGUGCAACAUGCCAGAUAUUGCAAGAACAAAGCCGUUUAUCCGGAUGCCUCCUCCAUUAGAGGGCGCUAUGGAACCAAUCGAACAGAUACCAGAGGAGCAUCAAGAAUGGGUGAAAGAGUUCAUCACUCUCCUGAAACCAAAAUAACUUAUUUGUCCCCAUAUUGCUAUAACUGCCGCUAUAUUCGCUUGAGUAUCCCCGUAUCACUGUUAGGGUUUGCCCUUCAUACAUUGCGGAACUUUUAUUACAAAAUCAUAUUAAGGAGUAAUUAAUAAAACAUAAUCAACAACAGUGUUCCGAGUUUGAAAAUUCAGCCAGCAGGAGCUAAAAUUGUAUUCGAAUCCUAGACUUCAGAUUGUGAUACUGUCCCUCUAACCAACCCAGCUACCUUCUCAACGAAAGUGUUCUGAUCCAACUGUUAUAUACGACGCGAAAUUAAAGGGAGGUCACUGUACAUACGAACAACCGAGAGUGCAUUGACACAGGUGUCCUUUACAUAGAAGUGUACACGCUUUAAUUCCGUGAAUGAGAUCAAUGAGUGUUACAAAUUUACUCGAGCAAACAACUAAAUCAACAACUGAGAAAACAACUGAUCAGUUUAACAUCAGCAGUCAUAACAACAGUGUACACUUCUGUCUUAGUGUUCAAAACAUCACUAGGCAGGUUUGCGUUCAGUCAUUAUUUUAUCAAUGUACAGUAUCGCGCGGGCACUCGUUACACCAGCUAAUUGUUUGAGGUUACUGAAAAAUAUUUUCGAUAAUUUAACUUUGCUAUGCCAAGCCAAUCAACUAAAAAAUACUGUAUAUAAUGAACCGUGUCUGUAAAUAUAGUGUAUAUA
Molecule: messenger RNA, 3136 nt
Organism: Mizuhopecten yessoensis (Yesso scallop)
Lineage: Eukaryota; Metazoa; Mollusca; Bivalvia; Pectinida; Pectinidae
Exons: 2
Coding region: 1012-2445 (477 amino acids)
Molecular function (GO): protein binding
Source: RefSeq, a predicted model, not a curated record